AUGUCUAAAAUCGAAAGAAUACUUGAGGACUCGUUUAAGGUCGAACUGCUCACUCCGAUUACCUUUUUGCGCGGUGUUGCCGCCAGCAGGAACGUCUACGCCAAGCUGAGCGGGGGCAUGGUGAUUUUCUACGAAGAUGUCAACGAGGAGCUUAACUUCCUCCAGAACUGGAGAGUUGACGACUUGGGUUCUGUUGACAUUCACACCACGGAAAAACUGUUCACAGCUUAUCGCCUUCGACAAGAACGGGGUAUAAAGCAGUCGGACAUUGACAAAAACCACGCAGCCGCCGAGGAGGAAUUUUUCCAAAGGGAGAUGAUGGUAAGCGUCUAUGGCGUUUACAUGAUUGCAAAGCUCAUCUCCGAACGGGAUAAGAAGCACGAGCUGCCCUCCGAGAAAGAGGUGUCCGCACUUUUGGAGUGGCUUGAACUGGAAACAAUUUUCACAGUUGAGGAGUUUUUUGACGUUCUGGCUGAUGAGUUCCGUUUUUGCACGGAUAACAUCAUGAAGGUGUUUACCAAGAAGAACGCCGAGCUUUUCGGACUUGCCAUCCAGCACCGAGUAAUGCUCUACGCGCUAAACCCCUUCGAGGAGAACGCGAAAUUCAUCAAGGCGAAGCACAUUUCGUCCAUACCAUACUUGGAGGACGGCACAAUCAAAAAAAUAGAGUUCGGCGCGGUCGUGCUUGUUGGUGUGCAGGGCGGCGUGAUUUCAGAAGAAGUGUUUAUCGAUGUGCUGCACCAUCUGAGCCUAAUGAUGAAAAGCGGAAAGCUUGCACUGGUUCACCGCAGCCAAAGUGAGGAUGGCGACGAGGACGAGGGCGACGAUGAUGAGGAGCUUGACGAGAGUGAAACCGAGAAGAAACCCAAGCGGAAGUCGAAAAAGAAAAACGAGCCAUUCCAUCUGACUGGGCGCACGGAACUCAACAAAUACUUCAACGACAACGUAAUCGAUGUGGUCGAGAACGAGGAAACUGCCCUCCCGGCAGCGGCAAAACCUACGCGGCAGAACGCUUGGCAGAAUACCUCGACUGGAAAACCUAUCAACAUCAACUCAUCUUCUGUCGGCAGCUCACUCAUUCACGAGACUGCCAAGAAAACCGAGGAGAUGUUCAAAAAGGCGAAGCGCACAGCACCGUCUGUCGUCAUCAUUGAUGAAAUGGAUGCCUUCAUGCCAGACAGAAAGCGCGUGAGGAACGCCGACAGCCAUGCAAUCGAGGAAGUGUCGUCAUUCCUGCGCUGCUUGCAGCGUGCCACCGACAACAAGAUACUUGUAAUCGGCACGACAAACUUUAUCGAGAACAUCGACCCAGCCAUUCUCCGCAGCGGAAGAAUGGGGAAACACCUAAAGGUCGAGAUGCCCAACGAGGAUGAAAUUACCGAGGUGCUGGAGCUGGAGGUGAACAAGCGACCGCACGGAAAAAUCAACCUUAGGAAUUACGCGAAAAAACUCACGGACAAGCCCCUGUCGGAUGUCGUGGCCGCCGUUAGGAACGCUUCUAUGAUUGCCGCCAAGCGGCGUGCGAAGCAGCUUUCCACGGAAGAUAUGGACAAGGGAAUUGACGAGCUUCUUGAGAGUUCUAAGAAAGAGGAAACAAAGUCUAUCGGCUUUGUCAGCUAA
Molecule: messenger RNA, 1620 nt
Organism: Cylicocyclus nassatus
Lineage: Eukaryota; Metazoa; Nematoda; Chromadorea; Rhabditida; Strongylidae
Source: the annotation of a GenBank genome assembly